AUGGUCACUAUACGGAAGAGCUCGGCUAUUACUGGUAAAAAGAAAGUGACAAAACUGGCCAAGAGCAACAAAGUCAAGACAAAUAAAACCACUAAAGUAACAAAAUCGCAAUCCAAAUCCACCAAAAGCAAAAUCCAAAAACUCAAUGCCAAUGACAGUGAAAUCAGAGAAAUCACUUCGUUGCUCGGAACGAAUGUAGCCAAGGGCCAUACAAAAGCAUUGGACUCGCGAAGUCUCCAGGCAGAUUUGAAAAAGGAUGAACAGACCAGAGCUGACAACAAGAAAGUUGAGAACGAUCUUACUUCUCAAUUGGAGUUAUUGACGGGGAUGGGAUUAUAG
Messenger RNA from Scheffersomyces stipitis CBS 6054, 339 nucleotides. RefSeq lists its product as uncharacterized. The transcript has a single exon. The coding region runs from base 1 to 339 and encodes 112 amino acids. The record is from RefSeq and is a predicted model, not a curated record. NCBI's taxonomy places the organism in Eukaryota, Fungi, Ascomycota, Pichiomycetes, Serinales, Debaryomycetaceae.